GGGCGACCGUUGGCGCUGAGGGAAGCAGACGCGGACCGGUAGGCGGGCGGGCGGACAGACAGACAGCUGUUCCCAUUGGAGCCUCUUUCCCGGUUGGCGGAUUGGCGUGAGGUGAAUUGUAUGCUGAUGCUUUUAUGCCCAGCCGCUUUGGUAAUAGCAGUGGCAGCGUCUUUCUUCUGUGCUUGGACCCCAUUGAUCCCCCCUUUGAGGCCAUGGACAGCCAAGCUCCAAUGCUGCCUCUGAUUGAGCAGAAGGCCAACGUGGAGAAGGAGGCCCCGGUCCUGCUGAAAGGUGCCUCCCGGCUCCCUGUCCCAGGCCUGCGCCCCAAGCGCCCGGCCACCUGUGAGAACGAACCCCCCGAGCCCCCUCAGAAACGCUUUCGGGGGGCUGCCCCCACCACUAAGAGGGAAGCCAUGACGGUGGCCAACUCCCGUCUAAGGCCCCGUCCGGUUGCCCCAGUGCAGCGCAACCCCCUUGGGGGGGCAGGCCGACGCCAGUCAUCCUCGCGGCCAGGAGGAGGAGGUACUGCAGCUCCCACUGCAGCAGCAACCCGCCGGGCAGGAUCAGCAGCGCCUCCCAAACCAGCCACCUUUUCUGCUUCCUCAGCUGCCACUACUGCCACCGGUCUGUGCGGAGUGGGAGAGAGGAAGAGGGCCCCCUGGGACCUGAAGGGGCAGAUCAGCGAUCUCCGGGCCAAGAUGACCGCCUACAAAGAGAAGCUGCAGGGACUGAGCGGGGAGAACGAGGCCUUCCGGCUCCAGGAGGCCGAGCUGCAGGCAGCGCUGGACAAGGAGACCGCCCAGGUGGAGGAGCUCAGCAGAAGGGUCAGUGUGUUGGUUCCGGAGCUGCAGGCCAGCCAGGAGGAGGCCAGGGAGAGCAGUCGGAAGAUCGCUGAGCUGGUGGCCAAGGAGCGGGAACUGGAGCAGGUCGUCCAGAACCAGGCCCUGGACAUACUGAAACUGGAAGCGGUCAGCCGGGAAGCCAAAGAGGCCAACGUGGAGCUGACAUCUCAAUUAGCGGGCAGAGAGUUGGAGUUUUCACGGGUGGAGGCGGCCCUGGCCCAGCGGACGGAAGAGAAGGAGGCCCUGGAAGCUCGUGUGGCGGAAAUCGAGCAGAAGCUGCACGAGUCAGAAAUGGAGCGCCGGCAGUUGCACAACACCAUCCAGGAGCUGAAGGGCAACAUCCGGGUCUUCUGCCGCGUGCGCCCGUUGCUGCCCUCCGAGAGGGAAUUCCAGAAGGGCAUGAGACAUCUCCACUUCCCGUCUGAAGAUCGGAAGAGCCUCGUCCUCUCCAAGGCGGAGGAGUCCCACGUUGGCCGGGAGCGCAAGGAGGACACAACCUAUGAGUUCCACUUUGAUCGGGUCUUCCCUCCCUCCAGCUCCCAGGCGGAGGUCUUCGAGGAGAUCUCCUUGCUAGUGCAAUCCGCCCUGGAUGGCUACCACGUUUGCAUCUUUGCCUAUGGCCAGACAGGGAGCGGGAAGACCUACACCAUGGAGGGCCCCGAGGAGAUGGAGACCCAGGCCGCCGGCAUGAUCCCCCGAGCCGUGCGUCAGAUCUUCCAGGCCGCCAAGGAGAUGGAGGACAAGGGCUGGAAGUACCAUUUCACAGCCAACUUCCUCGAAAUCUACAACGAGUCCUUGCGGGACCUGCUGGUGCUGCGGCCGGAGCAGAGCCCAGAGCUGGAGAUCCGGAGGGUCAGCCAGCGCACGGAGGAGCUCCACGUGCCCAACCUCAGCUACGUCCAGGUCACCUCGGAGCAGGAGGUGCUGAGGCUGCUCCAGCGAGCCAAGACCCACCGCUCUGUGGCCCGGACCAACCUGAACGAGCACUCCUCCCGCAGCCACAGCCUUUUCCAGCUCCGCAUCGAGGGCCACCACGCUGCCCGGGAGCUCCACACCUCCUCGGUGCUGAGCCUGGUGGACCUGGCCGGGAGUGAGCGGCUGGACAAAUCCCUCUCAACGGGGGAGCGCCUCAAGGAGACGCAGGCCAUCAACAGCAGCCUCUCCAACCUGGGACUGGUCAUCAUGGCCCUCAGCAACAAGGAAGCCCAUAUUCCCUACCGGAACAGUAAGCUGACCUACCUGCUGCAGAACUCCCUGGGAGGCAGCUCCAAGAUGCUCAUGUUCGUCAACAUCUCCCCUUUGGAGGAGAAUUUUGGGGAGUCCCUCAGCUCCCUCCGAUUUGCCAGGAAAGUGAACGAGUGCGUCAUCGGGACGGCAUCGGCCAACAGGAAAUGAGGUCUGGGUGACGGAUGGAGGGACAGAAAGAAGGAUGGUGUUUUUGGCCAGAAGGAGGGCUUCAGGGUCCGUGACCGGGGGGGGGGGGGGGGUGUGACGCCCCCUCCCCAGUUUUUUCUUUCUUAUUCCCUUUCUCUGAUGAAGGAGGUUUGCUUUUUUACUUUCUUACUCUGUUUUACAAACAAAUGUUAUUGAACUUUGUGAAUAAAGGUGGGCAGUGGAUGCUCCGUUCUUGCA
Messenger RNA from Anolis carolinensis (green anole), 2474 nucleotides. RefSeq names its product kinesin family member C1 (gene kifc1). Lineage: Eukaryota; Metazoa; Chordata; Lepidosauria; Squamata; Anolidae. Gene Ontology annotation, biological process: microtubule-based movement. The transcript has 18 exons. Gene Ontology annotation, molecular function: microtubule binding; ATP binding; microtubule motor activity. Bases 135 to 2237 code for a protein of 700 amino acids. The record is from RefSeq and is a predicted model, not a curated record.